Drosophila novamexicana is the source of this 10469-nucleotide messenger RNA. It is a transcript of the gene cac, whose product is annotated as voltage-dependent calcium channel type A subunit alpha-1. The coding region runs from base 390 to 6248 and encodes 1952 amino acids. Gene Ontology annotation, molecular function: high voltage-gated calcium channel activity; calcium ion binding. The record is from RefSeq and is a predicted model, not a curated record. The transcript has 36 exons. NCBI's taxonomy places the organism in Eukaryota, Metazoa, Arthropoda, Insecta, Diptera, Drosophilidae. Gene Ontology annotation, biological process: chemical synaptic transmission; calcium ion import across plasma membrane. Gene Ontology annotation, cellular component: membrane; voltage-gated calcium channel complex.
AUAAAAAACCAAAACAAAUACAAAAAGAACAACUAAAAGAAAUUGUGACAGAAAAAUAACGAGUGGAAUCCGCCUUGCUAUUCUUAGUCCUCGGGCAUAAUAUAUCGGACACCCGGCCAUUGCGAUAUAUAGUGCAGCCUUUGGCUUCCCAGCUAAAUGUCCGGUUGCCACUCUUGUGCCAUGCGGACGGCGUGUCACUCCCGACAAAUGCGUAUUGUGGUUCAUCUUGUGUAAUAUAAUUAUGGCCGAGUGGUCGUUACGAAAGUAUCAAAAAUUGGAUAUAGUGACGGUUGGAAGCAGCUCAGGAAGCAGUGCUAGCAGGGCAUCAACAGGACUCCUUAGGCGGGGGGCACUUGGGUCGAAAGGGAGCCCAUCGCUUAGCUGAUAGAAUGGGUGGCCCGAAAAAAGAGGAAAACCCACCAGGUGGUGGUCCGACGUCAUUGUUUAUCCUAACCGAGGAUAACCCAAUUAGAAAAUACACACGAUUCAUCAUUGAAUGGCCGCCCUUUGAGUACGCUGUGUUAUUGACAAUCAUAGCCAACUGUGUUGUGUUGGCACUAGAAGAGCACUUGCCAGAAGGCGACAAGACAGUAUUGGCUCAAAAAUUGGAAAAAACGGAGGCCUAUUUUUUAUGCAUUUUCUGUGUAGAAGCAUCGCUCAAGAUCCUUGCCUUAGGGCUUGUUCUGCAUAAACACUCCUAUCUCAGGAAUAUUUGGAACAUCAUGGAUUUUUUCGUUGUAGUGACGGGAUUCAUGACACAGUACCCACAAAUGGGGCCCGAGGUAGACCUAAGAACACUUAGAGCCAUUCGUGUGCUACGGCCCUUAAAAUUAGUGUCUGGAAUUCCUAGUUUACAAGUAGUUUUAAAAUCUAUAAUCAAGGCGAUGGCACCUUUACUGCAAAUCGGACUCUUGGUGUUGUUUGCAAUCGUAAUAUUUGCAAUCAUUGGACUCGAGUUUUAUUCGGGCGCACUGCAUAAGACUUGUUAUAGCUUAGAAGAUCCAAACAAACUAGUGAAAGAAGGGGAAUCGGAGACACCCUGCAACACUGAUAAUAGCACAGAGAAGGCGGGAGGAUCCUUUGUAUGCAAUAGUACGACGAGCAUGUGUCUGGAAAAGUGGGAUGGACCAAAUUCAGGCAUAACAAGCUUUGAUAAUAUUGGGUUUGCCAUGCUGACCGUAUUCCAAUGCAUCACAAUGGAGGGCUGGACGUCAAUACUAUAUUGGACCAACGACGCAUUAGGUUCAACAUUUAAUUGGAUAUAUUUCGUGCCUCUUAUAGUUAUAGGCUCAUUUUUUAUGCUCAACUUAGUUCUUGGUGUUUUAAGUGGUGAAUUCGCAAAAGAACGAGAAAAAGUAGAAAAUAGACAAGAAUUUCUUAAACUUAGAAGGCAGCAGCAACUAGAAAGAGAGUUAAACGGCUAUGUUGAAUGGAUUUGUAAAGCUGAGGAGGUUAUAUUAGCCGAAGAGCGAACAACUGAAGAGGAGAAAAUGCACAUAAUGGAAGCUCGUAGGCGAAAUGCAGCCAAACGGAAAAAGCUGAAAAGUUUAGGAAAGUCAAAAUCAACCGACACUGAAGAGGAAGAAGCUGAGGAGGACUAUGGCGAUGACGGUUAUCUAAAAACUCGUUCAAAACCCCAAGGCAGCUGUACAGGGUUCUGGCGGGCCGAAAAAAGAUUUCGAUUCUGGAUACGACACACAGUAAAGACGCAGUGGUUCUAUUGGUUCGUAAUAGUUCUGGUCUUUCUGAAUACCGUCUGCGUAGCUGUCGAACACUAUGGCCAGCCAACAUUUCUAACGGAAUUUCUGUACUACGCUGAAUUUAUAUUCCUGGGCCUAUUCAUGUCGGAAAUGUUUAUAAAGAUGUAUGCGCUGGGCCCUCGCAUUUACUUCGAGUCGUCGUUUAACCGUUUUGAUUGUGUCGUCAUUAGUGGUUCGAUAUUCGAGGUGAUCUGGUCCGAAGUUAAGGGUGGCUCCUUCGGCUUAUCUGUGUUGCGUGCGCUACGGCUGCUGCGCAUCUUCAAAGUGACCAAAUAUUGGUCAUCACUUCGUAACUUAGUAAUUUCAUUGCUUAAUUCAAUGAGAUCUAUUAUCUCGUUGCUCUUCUUGCUCUUCUUGUUCAUACUGAUAUUUGCACUGCUUGGCAUGCAAUUAUUCGGUGGGCAAUUCAAUUUGCCAGGAGGCACACCCGAAACAAAUUUUAACACAUUUCCCAUAGCACUUCUAACCGUGUUUCAAAUCCUUACCGGCGAAGAUUGGAAUGAAGUUAUGUAUCAGGGUAUUAUAUCGCAAGGCGGUGCAAAGAAAGGAAUGAUUUACUCUAUAUACUUUAUCGUUUUGGUACUCUUCGGUAAUUAUACGCUUUUAAAUGUGUUCUUGGCUAUCGCCGUCGAUAAUUUGGCGAAUGCGCAAGAACUGACAGCAGCCGAAGAGGAACAAGUCGAAGAGGAUAAAGAGAAACAACUACAAGAGCUAGAAAAGGAGAUGGAAGCGCUUCAAGGGGAUGGGGUUCAUCUAGAGAACGGCGAUGGUACAGUAGCCACUAGCAAAGGAAAGAGCAAGAAAAAGGAGGAAGAGAAAAAAGAAGAAGAAGAAGUAACAGAAGGACCCAAGCCAAUGUUACCAUAUUCUUCGAUGUUUAUACUUUCACCAACAAAUCCCAUACGACGUGGCGCCCAUUGGGUCGUAAACUUACCAUAUUUUGAUUUCUUCAUAAUGGUCGUCAUCUCAAUGUCAUCAAUAGCAUUAGCAGCCGAAGAUCCCGUUCGUGAGAACUCGAGGCGAAACAAAAUUUUGAAUUACUUUGAUUAUGCAUUUACCGGCGUAUUCACGAUAGAAAUGUUGCUGAAAAUUGUAGACUUGGGUGUCAUACUACAUCCUGGCAGCUAUUUAAGAGAAUUCUGGAAUAUUAUGGAUGCUGUGGUCGUUAUAUGCGCUGCUGUUAGUUUCGGUUUCGAUAUGAGCGGUAGCAGCGCUGGACAAAAUUUGUCAACUAUAAAAUCGCUUCGUGUCUUGCGAGUAUUGCGUCCAUUGAAGACCAUUAAACGUGUUCCAAAAUUAAAAGCCGUCUUCGAUUGCGUCGUGAAUUCAUUAAAAAAUGUUGUUAACAUUCUAAUCGUGUACAUAUUGUUUCAAUUUAUAUUUUCUGUUAUUGGUGUACAAUUGUUCAAUGGAAAAUUUUUUUAUUGUACGGACGAAAGUAAACAUACUUCCGAAGAGUGCCAGGGCUCGUAUUUUAAAUACGAGGAAGACGAGUUGCUGCCCAAACAGGAGAUGCGAGUGUGGAAGCCCCGCAGCUUCCAUUACGAUAAUGUCGCCGCAGCCAUGUUGACGCUUUUUGCUGUACAAACCGGCGAAGGAUGGCCACAGGUCUUGCAACACUCAAUGGCUGCCACUUAUGAAGAUAGGGGUCCAAUCCAAAAUUUCCGGAUCGAAAUGUCCAUCUUUUAUAUAGUAUAUUUUAUUGUAUUUCCAUUCUUCUUCGUCAACAUAUUCGUCGCCUUGAUAAUUAUUACAUUUCAAGAGCAAGGCGAAGCUGAAUUACAAGACGGUGAAAUUGACAAAAAUCAGAAAUCUUGUAUUGAUUUUACAAUUGGAGCUCGACCUCUUGAACGUUAUAUGCCAAAAAAUCGGAAUACUUUUAAGUACAAAGUGUGGCGCAUUGUUGUCUCUACCCCAUUCGAAUACUUUAUAAUGAUGCUGAUUGUUUUCAAUACACUGCUAUUGAUGAUGAAGUAUCAUAAUCAAAGUGAGAUGUAUGAAAAAUCACUCAAAUACAUCAACAUGGGAUUCACAGGCAUGUUCAGUGUUGAAACUGUUCUUAAGAUAAUUGGAUUCGGUGUCAAGAACUUUUUCAAGGAUCCGUGGAACAUUUUUGAUCUUAUUACUGUAUUAGGCAGCAUUGUGGAUGCACUCUGGAUGGAAUUCGGGCACGAUGAUUCGAACUCAAUCAACGUUGGCUUCCUGCGUUUGUUUCGUGCGGCGCGUCUUAUAAAAUUACUUCGUCAAGGAUAUACAAUACGCAUUCUCCUGUGGACAUUUGUACAAUCUUUUAAAGCACUUCCAUAUGUCUGUUUGCUUAUUGCAAUGCUAUUUUUUAUUUACGCCAUUAUUGGCAUGCAGGUAUUCGGAAAUAUCAAACUAGGUACAGUGGAAAAUUCCAUUACUAGGCACAACAACUUCCAGUCAUUUAUACAAGGCGUCAUGUUGCUUUUCAGAUGUGCAACGGGCGAAGCGUGGCCCAACAUAAUGCUCGCAUGCCUCAAAGGGAAGGCCUGUGACGAUGAUGCCGAGAAGGGUGCCGGAGAGUACUGUGGUUCGACGUUGGCCUACGCCUAUUUCGUAUCGUUUAUAUUCUUUUGUUCGUUUCUAAUGUUAAAUCUGUUCGUGGCCGUCAUCAUGGAUAAUUUCGAUUAUCUCACGAGGGACUCAAGUAUACUGGGUGCUCAUCACUUAGACGAAUUUGUGCGCAUAUGGGCGGAAUAUGAUCCAAAUGCGACUGGUAGAAUACAUUAUACCGAAAUGUAUGAUAUGCUGAAAAACAUGGAUCCUCCUUUGGGAUUUGGUAACAAAUGUCCAAACCGACUUGCCUACAAGAAACUUAUACGUAUGAAUAUGCCAUUGGACGAUGAAUUAAGAGUCCAAUUCACCACAACGUUGUUUGCUCUGAUUCGGGAGAAUCUUAGCAUUAAAAUGCGAGCACCGGAGGAAAUGGAUCAGGCGGACAUAGAGCUCAGGGAAACCAUCACGAACAUUUGGCCAUUGCAGGCCAAGAAAAUGUUAAAUCUGUUGGUUCCUCCCAUUGAUCAAUUGAACAAAGGAAAACUGUCAGUUGGUAAAAUCUAUGCAGGUUUUCUCAUAUUGGAAUCCUGGAGAAAUACAAGAUUCGGACAGAUUGAUUCAGGCAUGCCGAAUUGGAAGGAGCGGAAGAAACCCGAUGAUGAUGAUGAUCGUAAAUAUAGCCCAACGGCAGUCGAGGAGCCGAAACAAUCAUUCUUUAACUGCCUGCUCGAUAUGGCAGCCCUUGACAAAGGAGGAUCGCGACAGGGCUCCAUAAGUUUUGAGCCGAAUGGGGAAGGAGGCGCCAACUCACAAACACAUUUAUUAGCAAGCACUUAUCACGCAAAUGGUGAUGUCGAACACAACAGUUUGGCAACACUUGCACGUCGGAGUACGAUCAGAAAGCGAUCUGUUAGAAACAAAAAGGUGAAUAAGUUUGAUAAACUCCAAGCGAUGCUGGAUCUACAAGAUUCGUCGAGACAUCCAUCACAAGAAUCGCUGACUGGUCCCGAUGCUGGCCAUUUACAUCCUGGACAUUCGUAUAUAAAUGGCCAUCGGCAUUCGCCUAGCUUGAGACACAACGGUUCUCCUUUGGCCAGAUCGCCAAGUCCUAGACGACGCGGCCAUCAAUACAUACAUCAUGAUAUCGGGUUCUCCGAUACCGUAUCUAAUGUUGUAGAGAUGGUCAAGGAGACUCGACAUCCUAGGCAUAGCAAUAGUCAUCAACGGUAUCCAAGAGGUUCAUGGUCAGCAUCGACAAGUCCGGCCCGUUCGCCCUCGCCUUCUCGUUAUGGUGGUCAUUUGUCUCGCAGUAAACGCACUCAACUGCCUUAUCCCACAUAUGGGACAACAAGUUUAUGUCAAAGAUCACGAUCGCCGAGUCCCGCUCGACUUCAGGAGAUGCGUGAACGAGACAGACUUGGUUAUGGGAUUGAUAUGGGUGGCCCGCAUGUACAGCACAGCUACCCAACGUUGGCCUCUCGUCGUGCUGGCAUUGGACGACGCCUACCACCGACUCCAAGCAAACCGUCGACCCUUCAGCUUAAGCCAACCAACAUUAAUUUUCCAAAGCUGAAUGCGAGUCCAACCCACACACACCACUCAACACCCCACAGUGUUCACUCGCUGCCACAUCACCGCGACCUACUGCGGGAUCCAAGAGAAGUGUAUUAUAGUAGUAGAGAACGUGAUCGUGAUCGCGACCGCUUUAGAGAUCGAGAUCGAUUGCACGAGUAUGACCUGCGUUAUGAGUAUCGAGACCGGGAACGUGAGUUGUACGAACGUGAACGGGAACGUGAGCGGGAAGUGGAAAGAGAAAGACUGGAAUAUAUAGCACCGUUGUCAUUUGAACAAGCGUUGGCUAUGGGCCGAACGGGUCGUGUACUGCCAUCUCCAGUUCUUAAUGGAUUUAAGCCAAAGAGCGGACUUAAUACUCGACACUCCGAUUCGGAUGAGGAGGAUUGGUGCUAGCAAAGGCUUUGAUUGCGAUCGCGUAAUCCAAAGGAUCAGAUCUGGGUAUAGCAUCAGGCCAAAUGGUCAUCGUUAUCAGCACCAAACUUAGAUCACAAUUUUGAUACGAUACGAAACAAAAUAAAUCAAUAUACUACCACCACAACAACAUUAGAAGCAAGAGCAACAGCAUUCGAUAUUCAAUUAGCUCAAGGCAGCUCACAAGCAUAUGCUUUAAACCCAAAUCGACAGCCGCAAUCGCAACAAUUCUUAACAGGACAGCCAGACACAAGCUACGAGUAUUCGCAUUGCGAUGCCUCACCGUCAGCAAUACCAGUCCGCAUAGUACUGUCAUUGCCAGAAACAAGAACAACAUCGCCCCUAUCGGAUAUACUAGUAAGCAGAAAAUUAAGCAAAGCAACAAAUGCAAUACCAAUGACACCAAGUAAUCAAACAACAUCAGUCCCUAUUCAAAAGGUUUAUUCAGAUAACGAUAUAAAUUAUAAUACCGCCACUUUAAAUGAUAGAUUUGCGUUAUCUGCCGAUUUUAUCGCGCCUAAUUAUUGCCAACAUAGCUCUAUUCAAGAUUAUGAGAAACUUACACCAGAAGACCAGCAACAUUCGUAUCAUACACUUUAAAUUCCGAACCCGCUUAAAAAUAAGACCCCGAAACAAGAACUUAAAAAAAAAAUAUUGAUUAGACUCUGUCAUAAAAUAUGUGAAACGCAUUGUAUGUAAGGCCUAAAAAUAUUUCGAAUAUGUGUAGCCAUACAUAGUUCUAAAUAGCUAGUAUCUAUAUAUAUAUAUAUAUAUGUAGGUACACGCAUACAUUGUAAGUUAUUUAAUACAUAUUUACAUGCAUAACUCGAUAAAUCUGUAACCCAUUUGCAAGCGUUUUUGUCUUGUUUAUAUUUAAAGCUAAUAAUUCAAUUAUGUACAUUUAAAUGCAGUACUAUCUUUAUUAUUAUACGAUUGUGCAUAUUAUCAAAUAUUAUUGUAGAUAUCAAAUUUUUUAUGUAAUGUAUUUAUCUACGACUACGAUUAUGCUAGCAGAAAUAGAACUCAUUUCGAGCCCAUACGGAUGAAUUGUGUACAUUAGUGCGGAUAUUUAAAAAAAAAAUGCAUGCGAGAAAUACUGUUUUAAGUACAUACUAUGUUUUAAGCAUUGAUAAGUAUGUAUGUGUAUGUAUGUGUGUAUGUGCGUGUGUUUGUGUGUGUGUAUGUAUGUGCGUGAUUUUGAUGGAGUUUCAAUUCUUGCGUGCAUGUAAGUGUCUUAAGAUCCAUUGGUAUUAAAGUAUACUAAAAUUUAGCUAUUUUCAGUUCCAUGUGCAUAGGUAUUUAUAAUUAUGUUGCUGGUCGAAAAUUAUUAUGUUAAUGCAUUUUUGUUGUCUUCCUUUAUUGCAUACAAAAAUUGCACUCUCAUAUUUAUGUAUGUAUGCUAUUGUACAUAUGUAUGUAUAUUUGUUAUUCUGUUGGCGUAGGAUAUACAAAAUUUUCUAUAUCUGUUCAAAUUUGGUAGAGGGUUUCCCGUAUGUUUCCGUGAUUGAUUUCUGUUAUAAGGCCUCAUAUUUAAGCUUGAUCUAAUCCAAUUGUUGCUUUGUAACAUUGCAUAUAUGUACAUGCAGCCGUAUACUUACAUACACACAUAAACGAUAUGCAUGGAUAGGUAUAUAAGUAUUUAAGUAUUGAACCACAUAGACAGCCAUGACAUACAUACAUAGAUACAUUUUUGAGCGAGUCUGACAAUAGAUUUUCCCUAAGAUAACCAUAGCAACAGAUAAAGAAGCAGCCUGGUGAAAGAUGUAAAACGCAUGUAGAUCACAUUUACAUAUAUAAACACUAUUGACAUUCCAAAUCAAAACCAGUAAGCGUUUAGAUAGUUAAAUCUGUGAAUAUGUAGAUGUUGAACGAGGGAAUAUUGAAGAGCGCACAAAUAUUGUAAUUUAAAUAAAAAUGAAUCCAUAAUUUAAGUUAAAAUUAAAACCGCUGAGCAUUAAUGCGAAUUUACGCAAUAUAUAAAGUAUCAAGCGUAUGAAAGCAAACACCAACUAAAGGAUUGACUUUAAAUAGUACAUACGAUACAUAUUUAUAUAGUUUGUAUUUAGGCUAGUUGAAUACUACUUUUACAUUAUCAAACACAAUAUUCGAUAGUUACAUCAAUCUUUUAAACUCAACGCAGCUAAGUGCAUGUCAAAUGUGCAUAUAUACAUACAUACUGAUGUAAAUAUAUUAUCUACGCACAUGAAUGUAUACAUGACAUAUACAAUCGUGUUUAACAAGUCUUAAGAGUCAAAGCUAAGUGAACCCAAAUUUACUAAAAACAAAAUUUUAUGUUAGAAAAGUAAUAAAUGGCAUAUAAUGUGUGCCUUUAAUAUUCAACUACUAUUAAAACACAACACACCUCUCAAAGUUAUUAUUUAUUAUUUAUUUUUUUCUUUAUAAGUUGAAUAUGUAUAACGUCGAUCCGUGAUUUAAUAUUCACACCUUAGUAUCUACAAUGUAUGUUUGUAUGUAUGUACAUGGACAUCCGAAUUCACAGUUCGCUCGCUAACGGCUUUAUAAUAACAUUAGUACAAUUAAAUCAACCUGCGAAUAUUUGCAGUCACCUAAUUGCCAAAAAAAAAAGAAAAAAUAAAGAAAUAAAAAUAUAAAAUCGACCUAUUAAGUACAAAAUUAAUAACUAUAAAAGAAAUUGUAAAAAAAGUUGAAAUUUGUUUUGUCCCUGGACCUUUUUCUUAUGUUUUAAGUAAUUUACUAUUGGCCUAGCUUGUAAACUUUUUUUUUAGCCGCUUAUUUGCCAGCUGUGAACUCUUUUAUAAGUGUAUGAGAGACGCCUAUUGUUGGGAUAAACUUCGACAACAAUAUCUCAUAAGCAAGGCUUUGUCAAUCCAGAUCUCAAUAGAAAUUUCUUAAGUAUUUAAGAGUCGCUUUUAAGGUCUCCGAUUCGUUCAUCUUGUAGUUGGUUGCCCACCAUAAGAGCAACGUCCAUGCCCCUUCUUGUCAUGCGAAAAACCAAUUAGUACUUAAAUAUCUUAACAUGCAUAUUUGACAUCCUUGUGUUCGGUUUGUUCUUCCAAGUUCCAGUACAUAUUUAACGUUUUGUAUUAAUAGUCAAUCUAAUUGUAUACAUUAUACAGAAUAUGAAUUUUCCAAUUACUGUACCCAUUGAAAAUGAUUAUAUAGUUUUGUGCAAGUGUAUGUAAUAGGUAGUGGGCAGCUUCUUCACCGAUUUCCUUAUCAGGAAAGCGAUGUUAGCCGAUCUAGUAGUCUGGUAUAUAAAAAUAAAUAUUCAUAUUAUCUUAGAUUUUUUUUUUUGGGAUGAAAGAACCAUUUUAUUGAUUUAUCCAUGUUCGUCUGUCUGUGAGUCUAUCCCUUUGUAUAAAUCCAUUUCGAAGUAUUUCAUUGUAUAUUUAAUGCAAAGCGAGUUUAUCUGUUUAUUUUGUAUCUCCUCCCAAUUCCAUAUCUCGGAAAUUAUAUAAGGUAGAGACUACAAAUUUGGUAUGUCCUCGUGUAGUAUACACAGAUUAAGAAUAUUUCCCUUUCCCUCAAUAAUUGUGCCUCGUAUGGAGCUUUUGGAAGAAGAAGAAACACAAUCGCUGCAUAAAGCAUGCAGCCUACAGCGUAUAUGCUUGUAUGUGCUUGUGUGCGAGUGUAAGUGCUUGUGUGUGAGUGUAAGUGUUUGUGUGUGAGUGUAUCUAUGAUUUACGUUUGUGGGUAAGAAAGGAUAUUCGGACGCAUAUUACGGCAGCUCGACGGUGGGUACAAGGAUACUUUCGACUAGAGCACUCUUGUUUUCAAGUGUUGUUGCUCAUCUGAUGGCUCAUCGAUGGGUUCGAUGUAUUAAGAUGUUAUGAAGCGGUUAUUUUUAUUAUGAUUGUAAAUUUGGGUGGUUUAUUAACAGUCUGGAUUGGAAGUCACAUGAGAAAUCUAAUUCUUAUCAGCUCCUAAUUUUUUACAAGCAAAGUGCAACCAAAUGAAAGCAACAUAAGCUAAAGAAAAGAGAGAUAUUAAUGUAAAAUGGUAAAAAAAAAAUUCAUUAUAAUAUAUACCUACAUAGAUAAAUUAUCUUAACUGAGUACACUAAGUAAUAAUGCAGUUUAAAUAUUAAAUAUAAUAUUAAGAAAAGCUAGAGUAAAUGAUAACUGAAGUAAAUUUAAUAAUUAUUAAUUAUGAAAAUGACUUGUAAUUUAUAUACAAGAUAUACACAAACAUAUAACAUAAAUACCUGCCUUCAACAAAUUU